Dromaius novaehollandiae (emu) is the source of this 3099-nucleotide messenger RNA. It is a transcript of the gene CD276, whose product is annotated as CD276 molecule. Gene Ontology annotation, biological process: regulation of cytokine production; T cell receptor signaling pathway. Lineage: Eukaryota; Metazoa; Chordata; Aves; Casuariiformes; Dromaiidae. The record is from RefSeq and is a predicted model, not a curated record. Gene Ontology annotation, cellular component: external side of plasma membrane. Gene Ontology annotation, molecular function: signaling receptor binding. The coding region runs from base 407 to 1345 and encodes 312 amino acids. The transcript is spliced from 8 exons.
CGUUUCCCUCCGCUCGUGCGGAGCUGCCCGGGCAGGCGAGCGUGACGUGCCGGUGCCCAUCACCCUCUCCCGCCCACCACCCUCUCCCACCGAGACUUCCUCCCUUCCUGCCUGCUGGGCUCGGCUUCGGCCCCGGGGCCGGCGCUCUGCUCGCCCGCUUGGGAAAGGGCUGCGCUCAGCGGCGGGCGGGGAGGCGAUUAAAGAGCUCGGCCGGCCGUUUGCUUCCCCGCAAGGAGCCUCGUGCCUCGAAAGGAAGGCGAGCAGCCGGCCGGCUCCGCUCCCCCCACCCCCGGCAACCACAAUUGCUAGCUCAGGGCAGCUGCUGCGCAAGAGAGGAUUCCCCGCGUCAAGGCCGCCGGGCCUCGCUCCCCUCUGCUUCCGCACCCGGACCUGGCUCGCACCGAAGAUGCUCUGCGCGCUGCUCGUCCUGGGAGCGCUGGCCUCCAGCCUGGCAGGUGCCAUGGAGAUCCAGGUCCCGGAUGAGCCCGUGGUGGCUCUGUUUGGCCGAGAUGCCACCCUGCACUGUGCCUUCUCCCCCGAGGCCAAUUUCAGCCUGAACGACCUGAGCCUCAUCUGGCAGCUGACAGACACCAAGCGCUUGGUGCACAGCUUCUCUGAUGGCAAGGACCAGCUGGCUGACCAGGGGGGAGGCUACGCCAACCGCACGGCCCUCUUCUACGACCAGCUGGCCCAGGGCAACGUCUCCCUGCUCCUCCGGCGCGUGGAGAUCUCCGACGAAGGCAGCUUCACCUGCUUUGUCCGGGUCAGCGACUACAGCAGCGCGGCGGUGGUGCUGCAAGUGGCAGCUCCCUACUCCAAGCCUAGUCUGAACCUGGAGCCCAACAAGAACUUGAAGCCCGGGGAUCUGGUGGCAGUGACUUGCCACGCAUCCCGUGGCUACCCUGAAGCCACUGUCCUCUGGCAGGACAGCCACGGCAGCAACAUCACGGAAAACGUCACCACGUCUCAGGUGGCCAACGAGGAGGGUCUCUUCGAUGUGCACAGCGUCCUCCAGGUGUUGGUGGAGCCCAGCAGCACCUACUCCUGCCUGGUGCGAAACCCGGUGCUGCAGCAGGAGACCCAAGCCUCCGUCACCGUCACGGGCCAGCACCUCGCCUUCCCCGCCGUGGCGCUCUGGGUGACGGUGGGACUCGCCGUCUGCGUCCUCGGGCUGCUCGCCGCCGUGGCCUACGUGUGCCAGAAGAAAAUCCGCCAGAGCUGCGAGGAGGAGGAAGAAAACGCAGGGACGGAGGAGCAGGACGAGGAGGGGGAAGAGCCCAAGACAGCCUUGCAGCCGCUGAAGAGCGCGGAGAGCAAAGAAGAUAACGAACAAGAAAUUGAUUGACGGGAGCUGGGGGACAGCUCGGAGCAGCCCCCCCAAGCAGCCGAACCGGCCCCCCGCUCCCGUGGGGAGCAGCUCCAGGCGACCGAGGACGUGCACCGACGCAGCCUGGCCGCUGCCCGCCCGCGCGCCUGGCCCUGGGCCCGGGGCGGCCGCUCCGCACGCCGCGACCCUCCUCCUCCUCCUCCUCCUCCUCCAUCUCCUCUUCCUCCUCCUCUCUUCUCCACGGAGAGCCGCGGUCCAGCUCCUCUGCUCCCGUCCAGCGGCAGCCCAAGCCCAAAGCCUUCGUGCUCGGCCCCGGAGGCGGUGGAGGACGAUCGCUCUUCCCGUAGUCCCGCUGCAGUUCCCGCUGGACUUUGGUUUUGCCUUAAGUGCCUGGCGCCACCUCUCUCCCUGCUCGGACCGGGGCAGUUAUCCCACGCCGGGAAUCGGCCCGGGGGCUUUUUUCUCCCCCCGCCCGCCGUGCCGAGCCGGUAGCAGGGCGAGGAGGUGCCUGCUGGAGGCAGGGCUGGGGGCGCCUGCCGGCCAGGCGGACCCCGCCGUCCUCCCCGCCGGGACGCGGCUGCUGGUUGCCCUGGGGGAACGCGGAGGGAGGGGGAGGGGAGGGUGGGAGGAUGCUGAGCGCAAGCGGGCUCAAACCCUCCCGUUUCCCCUGUGUCCAGCUGGGAGAAACACCUCUCAAUUGCUUUGCCCCCAUGAUGAGAUCGUCCAGGCUGUCCUCUGUCCUCACCCCAGGCACUGGUGGGGUGCUCAGAGGCCCCCAAGCCGCCGGGUCACUACAUUCCUGUGUUAAAGGCACUAUUGCAAUUGCCAAGUCAAGCGUUGGAAGGGAACGUCCUGUCUCCUUUGUUCCAGGCACUGGAAGGCACUUGGUGACAGACAGGCGCCUGUAGCAAGGAGAAGGUGGCUCAUGUCACUCCUGAGACUUGAAUUCAGUCUCUGCUCAGCUACAGUUCCUGACAGGUGCUGGGAAAACCACCUAAAUCGAGUUUUUUAAGUGGUGGUGGUGCAUUUGUGGGGUGUGCGCCGGGUGGACGUUCCCAGCUGGAUCUGCAGCCGGGGUCUGACGUGCCCAUCGUGUGCUGCAUAAUGCUAGAGGCUUUGCAAAGUCGGGUCCUGGGCAUCCCAAAAGGCACACUGAAAUCAAGGAGAACGCGGUUAAUCAGAGUGGUCCCUUCAGGGAGUGCUGCCUGGCCCGGUCAGGGCAGGGGUCCCUGGGCUCUGCAGUGGGCGGCCACAUAAUUAAAGGCUGAAUCAUAAUUCAUGGGCACAAGGGGGAUGUGCUCAAGUCCGGCUUUCUUGGCUUUCACAGUGCUUGACUUUGCAAUUGGAAAAAAGUUGGUUUAACACAGCUUGCUUGCACGUGUGGUGGGAAUGCAGCCCUGGGCAGGCCACCAGCUGCCCGAGCUGGGGCCCAAGCCGGAGGCACGGCGUUAAGCUGGACGCGGGUGGAUGCAGAAGGGACAGCCCAAAGCGAGGUCUGGGUCAGCGUUAUGCCAGGGGGUUGCGCGUGGGGCUUGCCCCACGCCUGGCCAAGCCUGCUGCAAAACCCUGACCGAUCUCUCCUUGGUUUUUAAGUGCAGACUCAAGAAAUGUUUUCACUUGUCACGUGUCUUUGGUCCCACUCAGGCUGGCAGAGAAGUCACUGCUGUGCUAGAAUCAAUGGUUCUUCUGUUGUUUUUAAUUAUUAUUUAAAUUCCAGAAUCUGGAGUUUUUUGUGCCUUGACAAAUAAAUUCUUGAAUCUUUUUGGACAGUG